This is a messenger RNA of Nannospalax galili (Upper Galilee mountains blind mole rat), 838 nucleotides long. Its product is annotated as translation initiation factor IF-2-like. The record is from RefSeq and is a predicted model, not a curated record. Bases 1 to 684 code for a protein of 227 amino acids. The transcript has 3 exons. Lineage: Eukaryota; Metazoa; Chordata; Mammalia; Rodentia; Spalacidae.
AUGCGUCCUGGGCACCCGGGCUCCACCGCAGACCCCGCUCUGCGCUCGCCCCACCCCUCGCGGCCGCCUUCCAGGGUGCGUUUCCGUGCGCAUGCGACUUGCCUGGUUAGCAGCGCCGCGCCGCGCCAUGGGAUCCCGACGCCUGGGGGAAUUCGGCCCGAGGCGAGCGUCUGCGCGCCCGGCGACCGCAGAGGGAAGCCGGGAUCUCUCGCCGCCCGCUUCCCCGCGCAGGCCGGGAUGGCGUGGGCCUGGAGAGCCCGGCGGCGGGGCCUGGCGGGAGGGUGCGGCCGGCGGGAGAGCGCUGGUUUCGGGUCGGGGCGACUAGGGGGACCCGGGAAGCCGGGAGCCCUAUGGACGAAGCGCUCCCAGCCUGCCGCAGAGGGGCCCUCUAUCCCUAGAAAAGCGAAGCGCUUGGCCUACCCCAGGUUAGACUUUCCGGGUGUUGGUGUUGGUGGCGGCGGCCGCUACACUCGGAGUCCUCUCCCGGAGGACGCUGCGGAGUGCCUGCGGAGGACAGAAGAGCCUGUCGGAAUUAGAAGACUUUUUAACAAAUACACCGGUACUGCUUUAGCUCCAAAAAUCCUCUCUCCAAGAAAAAAACGGAAUAAGAAAACAGAGUCUUCACAGAGUGAGUCAUUCUCCAUCAUCUCAGCUCUCAGCCAAACCUGGUUCUCCACAACCUGACAAGUUUGGAAAGCAACAAACAAGAUGCAAACACCACCAAGAAACACCACCACACAAGUCCAGAUGCCCAGGUCUCAGUGAAAAAACACAAACAACAUGAAUAACCAAGAUAAUAUAGCUACCACAGAAACUAGCAAUCCUAUAACAGUGUUUC